Messenger RNA from Phaeodactylum tricornutum CCAP 1055/1, 925 nucleotides. RefSeq lists its product with no specific name. Gene Ontology annotation, molecular function: Hsp90 protein binding; protein-folding chaperone binding. Bases 108 to 734 code for a protein of 208 amino acids. Gene Ontology annotation, biological process: protein folding; chaperone-mediated protein complex assembly. The transcript has 2 exons. The record is from RefSeq and is a predicted model, not a curated record. NCBI's taxonomy places the organism in Eukaryota, Bacillariophyta, Bacillariophyceae, Surirellales, Neidiaceae. Gene Ontology annotation, cellular component: cytosol; nucleus.
UUCGACCCUUGCACACGUGUAGCCGAAGGACUCAAUCGCGAUCGUUACUAGUAAGAAACUUGCCAACAGCCACUUCGUCCUUACGAGUCGACGUUUACACUACAAUCAUGUCCGACGCCAAUAUCAACAAUACUGCUCCCAUUAAAUGGGCCCAGCGUUCCGAUUCUCUCUAUUUGACCAUUGCCUUGCCCGACGUCAAGGAUGAAACAAUUAAUCUCGAAGACCAGACACUGAAAUUCAAGGGCACAUCGGGUGAUAAGAGCUACGAAGUCAACAUUGAAUUUUUCAAGAAGGUCGACGCCAAGGAUUCGACCUACAAAGUUCUCCCUCGCUCGAUCCAGAUGCACGUGAUGAAGCACGAAGAGGAUCGGGAGGAGUUUUGGCCCCGUCUUCUGAAAGACAAGGCCUUGGAGAAAAACCAAGUCAAGAUUGAUUGGGAUCGUUACGUUGACGAAGACGAGGAGGACGAAGGCUUCGAUACGUCCGCUUUGGAAGGCGGUAUGGGUAUGGGAGGUAUGCCACCAGGUAUGGGUGGAAUGGGAGGCAUGGGAGGUAUGGGUGGCAUGGGAGGCGGCGCCGAUAUGGAAAGCCUAAUGAAACAGUUGCAAAUGGGUGGCGCAGGCGGCGGUAUGGAUCCUUCCAUGUUUGGAGGAGGUGAUGAUGAUAUGGGUGAUGACGACGAUGACGAGGAAGGCGGAGAAGACGACGAUCUUCCGGAUCUGGAAGAGGCGUAAAGAUGCGGUCGAAGAAGUCUUGGGGAAGAUACCACGGAAAAAGGUGGUUUGGCCUCGUACGGUGCCAUUGGUCUUGCGUGUAUAAAGCAGCAGGAUAAGCGCGCUUUUUGUUGGAAUUCCCUUUCCCGCCGACAAUGAGAUUUACAGAUAGUAUUAGAGUAAUCAAAGGUAGAGGAAACAUGCUCAUCUUG